AUCAAAUUACACACUAGACGUUUCAGCUGUGCAUUUUUCCACCCUCUCCUGCUGACUCUUUUCCCUACAUUCACUGCAGUUUUGUAGAAUAUUGCCCAAUUUUUCUCACAUGUAAUAUAAGAAUAAAGUUAUUAUUUAGUCUAGUGAAAAUUUGUGAUCGUCAAUUAUUAAGUAGUUACCUUAAUCAAUUGACAAAUAAUAUAGGUAAAUUAAAUAUAUUAUAAUAAUAUUGCAACAAAAAUUUAAAAUUUAUUGCAACAGAAAUGAUUCUAUCAACAUUCAUCAUUUUUUUUCGAAGAACAAACAGUUUCGAAUAAAAAACGCCAUAAAUAUAACUUUUAAUACUUUUUUGCAUUUAUUUUUUAAUUACAAUUGCUAAAUUUAGUGUGUUCUGUAGAACGUCUUUUAAAUCGAGAUGGAUUUUGUUAUUUUAAAAGUCAAUGGUCGAGAUGUAACGAAUUCUAGUCAUGAGGAUACCGUACGUCUUUUCAAGUCAGCUCAUGAACCCAUAACCAUUCAAGUUCUUCGAAUGAAAGUACCUCAAUGUAAAAAUGAUGCAUUAACAGUGUCUACAAAAACUCCAACUCAAGAGCAAAUAACACCAACAAAGACUGUAACUCUUGUAUCAACGGCUGUUCAAACGGAUUUAGGUGGAUUUGUGAAUGAUGAAUAUUUUGAUAAUUAUUAUGUUUAUGAAGAUGGAGUUGAAUAUGAUGAUGAAGAGGAUGAAGAUGAUGAUGAUGACGAUGUUGAUGAUGGAGAAUUAAUCAAACUUAAUGAAAUAUUAUCAAAUCCAAAUGAUGGACGGCAAAUAGAAAACUAUAAACUAGGAAAUGAUGUUAUUCUUGAGGAAGUCACUCUAUGUAAAAGUACAAGUAUGGAAAAAUUAGGGCUUACAGUGUCUUAUAAUUACGCACCGGAUCGAGAAAAUUCUGAAGCAGCGGAGAUCUAUAUUUCAGAAAUAGCUCCUGAAAGUUUAGCAGCACGAGAUGGACGUUUACGAGAGGGUGAUCAAAUUUUACGAGUCAAUGGACAAGAUAUCGAAAACAAAGAGCAGACGGAAAAAAUUUUUAUGCAAACCAAAAAUAAAGUUACUAUUCUCAAUUCAUCUCCUACAUCUCCUAGUAAUGGUCCAGCUUACCAAAAUACAAUGAUUGAAUUAUUAAUGCGUCGUCAGCAGAAGCAAAUUGAAUCUCAGGACAACGAAAGUCUUCCAGACCCAAGUGAUCCAAAUUUAUGGAUCCAUCAAGAUUUAACUCCACCCCCAGUACCAUCUCAUAACACUGUAAUUUCGGUCAAUACAUCAGUAAACUCGAUGACAUCUUCAUCAACAUGUUCAUCUCAAAAUUCACAUAAUUCAAACAAAGAUGCUACCAAAUUACAAUCAGGUCAUUUUUCUGAUUGGAAAUCUAAUUCACUUAAUGUUAACGAGUCCACGAAAAAAAUGGAAGAAUUAACACUUCGCAAUAAAUUAUCAAUGACACCAGUGACUACGCAAUCAACAGCCACAUCUCUAGUUAUUGAAGCAGCCAGUGAUACUGAACAUAUUUAUGAAACAAUCCCUGAAAGUGAUAAUGAACCUAUUUAUUCUUCACCCUAUGAGAGUCAAAUAUUUAUCAAUGCUAAUCGUAUGUCUGAAUCUACUAGUCAACAUGUAAAUCGUAAUAAAUCAUCAAAGAGUAGUAGUUCUAUUGAGGAAAAAGAUAGCUCGAGUGCUUAUAAUACUGGUGAAUCCUGCAAAAGUAAUCCAUUAGUAUUGGAGCUUCAUAAAAGUGAUCGUGAUUAUCGAGGAAGCACAUUAGUGUUGUGUCCUCCCGAAAAUAUUACAUCUUCACAAACAACUUGUAAAACAAAACCUUUUGAAGGAGUUACUUGCUCCACACAUUCUUCACUUUGUACUCAAACAAAUAUUCAUCAAAUAGCCAUUCAAGAAGAUAAAAAAUUAUCAGGUGCUCAUCAUUAUCAUCAUCAUCGCUAUGGAUACCAGUAUCAUUAUCCUCAUCAGUAUUACCAUCAUCAUCAUUAUCAUCACCAGCUAUCAAAUCAAAACUGCCAGUUAGAAAAUCGUGAUUAUCCAACCAGUUGUAUUAAUAAUUCUAAUGUAAUGUAUACUAAUGCGGACAAUCUUGAACGCACAAUGAAUAUACAGAAACAGAUUUUUACUCAAGCAAUUAAUAAGAAAAAUGUAACUAAUAAAGAAGCAAAAAAAAAUUCUAAAUCGAAAGAAAAAUUCAGAGCUCCUAAUUUGACUCAAUAUCAUUUUAUUGGGAGUCAACAAGUGAGAACUACUUCUACGGUGCUAAAUAUGCCUGAAGAUAACUGUGAUCCUCGUACAGAAUGGAAAGUUAAAAGACGACCUGAUGGAACUAGAUAUAUUGCUAGAAGAACGGUGCGUAAUCGUUUACUUGGAAAUCGAACUCUGGAAAUUUCUGAAGAACGAGCUGGUCAAACUACAGAGGAUGAUACUGUUUCAGAAAUAAAAUUGGGUCGAUAUUGGAGCAAAGAUGAACGCAAGCGACAUAUUGAGCAUGCACGUCAAAGAAAAUUACGUCAUCAAUCAAUGCAACAUCAUCAACAACAACAAAUAAAAUCAUCACGGCAGUGCCGUGAGAUAAUGAACUGUGAAGCUGUUGAUGAAGAAGCAAAAGAAUUAUUGCUAUCCAAAAAAUCAUUUCAGGAUACUAUGAGUCAUAUAAAUAGAAUUGAAGAUGUAAAUUGUGGAACGAAUGGGAAACCAAUGGGAUUAUUGUCAGUAACAUCUGUAUAAUGUAUACUCAUUAUACAUAAUUAUUACUGACAACAAUCAAUCAUAUUUGUAUAUAUAAUGGUAAUAUCUAAUUAUACAGAAUGAAAUGUUUUUUUUUUACCAAACUGCCAAAAAGAUGAAUAUUUAUAAUUGUAUAUACACAUAGAAAACGACUGCUGCCAUAGUAAUUCAUAUAU
Chelonus insularis is the source of this 2943-nucleotide messenger RNA. It is a transcript of the gene Slip1, whose product is annotated as SLo interacting protein 1. The record is from RefSeq and is a predicted model, not a curated record. Lineage: Eukaryota; Metazoa; Arthropoda; Insecta; Hymenoptera; Braconidae. Gene Ontology annotation, molecular function: protein binding. The coding region runs from base 416 to 2767 and encodes 783 amino acids. The transcript has 6 exons.